Messenger RNA from Perkinsus marinus ATCC 50983, 444 nucleotides. RefSeq lists its product as hypothetical. The transcript is spliced from 5 exons. Lineage: Eukaryota; Perkinsozoa; Perkinsida; Perkinsidae. The annotation marks the transcript as partial. The record is from RefSeq and is a predicted model, not a curated record.
AUGACUGCUGCCGACCAUUACUUCACGAGGAAUAGGAAUCCUCUGUUGAUGCGAGAUGAGGUUGGUCACGCUAAGCCGACAUACUACGACCUGCCGAGUGGAGGCUUCGUCUAUGGCAAGAGCCAGGGCGCCGAUCCCGAGGGAGCCAAAGAGGUGACCACGAAAUGGAAGAGCCAUACGCCCAAGCCUGUUGCCCAAGUGAACGUCUUGGAUUUCCGGUAUUUGAAUAAGUCAGCACUCGAUGACGGCAAAUGCCGGACUGCUACUGAGCAGAAAGUUUAUAGACAACAACAUCCCAAGUUCAUCGUUCAUAAGAGCGCCCAACAGAGGCUACAGGAGGAGGAGGCUCGUCGUGAGCACCCGCUGCCGGCAGAUUUCGUGUACGGUAAGAAGACACGACCGAGCACGCCGAUCUCGUACGUUAUCUCCAAUCAGUUCGGCCUG